AUGUUCAGAGAAGAAAAUAACAAUAUCUAUUAUCUUUUUCCAAUAAUUAUUUUUCCUCCAGAACCACCAACAAUACUAGACCAAUACGGAAGAUUACUGAAUGGUACAGUUGGUCCACACGACGAAGGAGAUGACAUUACAAUGAAAUGUAGGACUGUGGGAGGUCACCCUCAGCCAGUCGUAAGGUGGUUGGUGAACGGCUUAAUAGUUGACGAUCAUUACGAACACAAUGCCGGAGAUGUUAUAGAGAAUGUGCUAGUAUGGCCUUCGAUCAGUAGGAGAGACCUUGAUGCUUUAUUUACGUGCCAAGCUGUAAAUACCAAACUCACAGAACCGAAAGAAGCGUUUGUAGUUUUGGAUUUGCGAUUACCACCCUUAACGGCGACCAUUCUCAAAACUGAAAGUCGUUUGGUAGCUGAUAAACGUUAUGAAGUCACUUGCGAAUCGGCUGGAUCUCGUCCCCCAGCGAUCAUUACGUGGUAUAAAGGGAAAAGGCAGCUUAAAAGAACUAAGGAAGAAACACGGGAGAACGUAACAAUAAGUGAGUUAAGUUUUGUACCGACGACGGAGGACGAUGGAAAAUCCAUAACGUGCCGAGCUGAAAAUCCAAACGGCACCGGCCUUUUUCUCGAGGCUUCCUGGAAAAUUGACGUCGUGUACCCCCCUAUUGUGACGCUGUGUCUGGGGAGCACCCUCAACGCCGACGACAUCAAAGAGGGCGACGACGUCUACUUCGAGUGCCACGUAACUGCCAACCCCCUUUGGAGGAAACUCACGUGGCUGCAUAAUUGUGUGGUUUUAAACCAUAAUCUCGCCAGUCGUACCAUCUUCAGUAACCAGAGCCUGGUUAUGCAAAAAGUGACAAGACAAAGUGCUGGUCGAUACCAAUGUUCUGUUGUUAAUUCAGAAGGUGAAACGGUUAGCAACGAGUUGGAUUUUAGGGUUCAAUAUGCUCCAAUCUGCAAGCACGAUAAGGUAGCUAUUGUGGGUGCUUCAAGAGGUGAAAGUGUUGACAUUAUCUGUGAGAUCGAAUCUGAUCCUCCAGCAAGGACAUACCGAUGGAAGUUUAAUAAUUCUGGCGAAACCAUUGAUGUUGCUGCUGAACGAUUUGCCAAAAGUAGCAAUGGAACUCACAGCAUCUUGCGAUAUACUCCAGUGUCAGAAUUAGAUUAUGGAUCCUUGUCAUGUUGGGCUUCUAAUGUAGUUGGACAUCAAGUGGAGCCUUGUCUCUUUCAGCUAGUAGCUGCCGGUAAACCCUUUCCGGUCAAAAACUGUAGUCUUUCCAAUCAGACCAGCAGCUCAGUAGAGGUUUAUUGUCUUCCGGGAUUUGACGGAGGUCUUCCGCAACACUUCGUUCUUGAAUUAUAUUCUUCCAGUUCUGCAACACUUAGAUUUAAUAUGACCUCUUACACAGAACCGUAUUUCUUUCUGGAUAACUUAGAGCCCGACGUAACUUUUCGAAUUAUUAUAUUCGCUAUCAACAUGAAAGGGAAGAGUGCUGGAGUUGUAUUGGAAGAACUUACCUUCAGAGAUGCCGAAAAACGAACAGCACAAGAUGGCGACAUAGCCAUAUCACCAGUUUUGGGUAUUCUAAUAGGAGCAACAUUUACGAUAAUAGUUGUAAUACUUAUAAUCAUCAUUAGAAUUAAAAGAUCUCAAAAUAAUUCUAGCACCGGACUGCAUGAACAAAAAGUAUCUGUGGCAGCAGGAAAUCAACAAAAUACGUUGUCCUCGACAAAGCCCUUGUUACGAAGUACUUCACCAAGGGAUUUAGAUGAAAGAGAUCCUGAUAUUAUUCCUGCCAAAUACGGGUCUCCUGAGGGCGAGUGCGAAAGACAAGUUGGAGCCUUAAAUGGUCCCCAAGCUCCUUUGGCUACCAGAAAUAUCCAAAAAGUACAGAACUACGCUCAGUCUAAUGUUCCUUCUCCGCAGUGGAUUAGUCCAGUAACUAAUGAACAGUACCACCAGUAUAACAAUCCUGUGGCUAUGGUAAGUGGAACAUUCCCUCGAGAAUCUAGGCCAAAAGAUCUUCGGUUGGGUAAUGGAAGUUCCACUCUUCACGGAGUUACAGAUUUGGAGCUGAAUGGCAUGGCUAUUAAAGAAAGACUGAUGGCAAAUCGUCUACCAGAAAGUUGUGUUUAAGUGGAUGGGUAUUUAAGUAUAGGAUAAAAAAAAACAUUUGGUGUGCAAAUAAUGGUUGGCUUACCGUCCAUGAAUUAAGUUAAAUACAUAUGGAAAUAUUCGACUACCAAAGUC
This is a messenger RNA of Diabrotica virgifera virgifera (western corn rootworm), 2256 nucleotides long. RefSeq names its product neural cell adhesion molecule 2. Gene Ontology annotation, molecular function: protein binding. The transcript is spliced from 11 exons. The coding region runs from base 1 to 2142 and encodes 713 amino acids. NCBI's taxonomy places the organism in Eukaryota, Metazoa, Arthropoda, Insecta, Coleoptera, Chrysomelidae. The record is from RefSeq and is a predicted model, not a curated record.